Molecule: messenger RNA, 1492 nt
Organism: Bufo bufo (common toad)
Lineage: Eukaryota; Metazoa; Chordata; Amphibia; Anura; Bufonidae
Product: protein FAM169B-like
Exons: 8
Coding region: 14-1081 (355 amino acids)
Source: RefSeq, a predicted model, not a curated record
UUCUCUGUUUAAGAUGGGCUCAGUAAUGCCCAGAAUUCCCUCUGCACAGGGCAGCGCUUCUAAAUUUACCCUCCUUGUGGUUAUUUGGUAUCUCCUGUCCAGUGACCAACGUUGCUCCCCUAUUGACAAUAUAACGUCGUCAGAUUUGCGAGGCAUCUUGGAGCGUUCAGCCCAGCACUACCUGCAUAUAAGACAGCAUCAUGGACCCUCUACUGAAUUUUUUUCCUGUCCAGAUGGAGAGAAGAUAAAGGUCAAUGGAAACUGUGUUCUUCAUGCACCUUUGUAUCGUGAUGACGACUCUCUGAAAAUGCUGCUCUUAAUAAACCCAAAGAAAAGAGACUCAGUUUUGGCUGUGUACUUCAAUAACAAGUGGUGGUGUGUAGAUGAUAUCUUACAAUCAUGUGUUCCAGUCCAACAAAGUCUGAAACAGGUUCAGACAUGUGAAGAAAGGAUUGUCCUCUUUGUUCUCAAUUGCCUGGUGUGUGGCUUUAUGGAGAGCGGUGAUUCAGAGAAUGGAGUUUGCUUUCUUCCACACUCUGCAGGGGAGCUGGCCAAGAUUUUCUGGCAUCGCGGAGAGGCUGUGGCAUUUUACACAUACAAAAACAAAGGCAACCUGUGUGACAGGAGCGGCCAGUGUUACAUGCUACCAGUGCUGGACACCAUCUAUGUGCGAAAGGAAUGGCGGCGGCAUGGUUUUGGAAUUGCAAUGUUGAAAGACUUUUGUCAGACUUUUUCACAAGAAGUUGCCCUUGGUAUCAGCUCACCUAUUUCUCCAAAUAUGUAUCACGUCUGUGGCAGAUUUCUAGCAGACAAUCACAAGGAACAGGAUCGUUUUUGGGAAGUGGAUCCCCCAGGUGACUGGAGCCAGCGCACCAAUAUUUGGUUACAGAUUCAGCUCGGUGAGACUCCAGUGAUAAAGAAUUGUUUUGGGGAGAGAUUAUCUGAAGACGCAGGAGGUCCAGGUCAUACCGCUUCAGCAGAGGAUGACCGGAAUAUUGGAUCUCCAACUCAUCAGCUCAGCAAGAAGAGGAAGAAGCAGGCCGAGAAAGUCUGUGAGACAAAGCAAAGUAAAAUAUGCUGAUGUGACAGCGGCUCACAUUAUACAAAAUGUUGGACAGAAGAUGAAUUAUGAAUUACAACCAACCAUUCUGAAUGCAUGGUGCUAAAGUAUUGCGCACUAUACCUUAAUUGGGCUUGGACUGCUUUGAAUACACAUUAUAGCAUAUAGUGUGGAGCACAAUUACACUGUGCACUAUGUAAGUUGCGCUAUGUCAUUUGCAUGUAUGGAGGAGGCUUUUGAGCUGAGCCCACUCCGUAAGCGGCAGGUGUAAUGCAGCUGGCACCUGGCUGCAAUGACCAGGAUCAUAGAUAACUCUGAUUCCUGGUCACUUGACACCUCAGAUGCCACGGUCAGUAGUGAUUGCGGCAUCUAAGGAGUUAGACAGAGGGAGGGGGCUUCCUCUGUCCCCUGAUCGGAGCUCCCGCAGCAAUU